Clarias gariepinus (North African catfish) is the source of this 5302-nucleotide messenger RNA. Its product is annotated as kelch-like protein 28. The transcript is spliced from 6 exons. Lineage: Eukaryota; Metazoa; Chordata; Actinopteri; Siluriformes; Clariidae. The record is from RefSeq and is a predicted model, not a curated record. Gene Ontology annotation, molecular function: protein binding. Bases 122 to 1837 code for a protein of 571 amino acids.
GUUUGUUUUGCAGACAGACGCUGGAGGCUUCUUCCCCUCACACACACACACACACACACCGUGUUAGACCUCCACUUACCGCAGUACACCUCUCUGUCUCUGUCACCCGCCCUGGGCACAGAUGGACCAGCAGGCCCAGUCCUACAUGCUUGCCAGUCUGACACGGCCUCACUCAGAGCAGCUGCUGCAAGGCUUACAGCUGUUACGGCAAGAUCAUGAGCUGUGCGACAUCGUGCUCCGUGUGGGCGAUGCCAAGAUCCACGCACACAAAGUGGUGCUGGCCAGCAUCAGCCCGUACUUUAAGGCCAUGUUUACAGGCAACCUGUCGGAGAAGGAGACCUCGGAAGUCGAGUUUCAGUGCAUCGAUGAAGCGGCGCUACAGGCUAUCGUGGAAUAUGCGUACACAGGAACGGUGUUCAUCUCGCAGGAAACGGUGGAGUCCCUCCUCCCGGCUGCCAACCUGCUUCAGGUGAAGCUCGUGCUAAAAGAGUGCUGCAGCUUCCUGGAGAGCCAGCUGGACUCCGCCAACUGCAUCGGGAUCUCGCGCUUCGCAGAGACGUACGGCUGCCACGACCUCUGUCUGGCGGCCACCAAGUUCAUCUGCGAGAACUUUGAGGAGGUCUGCCGGACAGAGGAGUUUUUCGAACUGACCAGGGAGGAACUGGACGAGAUCGUAUCCAGCGACUGCCUCAAAGUGCUCACUGAGGAGACGGUGUUUUACGCGCUGGAGUCGUGGAUCAAAUACGACCUGAGCGAGAGGCAGCAGUACCUGGCGCAGUUGCUGCACAGCGUGCGGCUGCCGUUGCUUAGCGUCAAGUUUCUGACGCGCCUCUACGAAGCUAAUCACCUCGUCCGGGACGACCACGCGUGCAAACAUCUGCUGAACGAGGCGCUUAAGUACCAUUUCAUGCCAGAACACAGGCUUUCUUAUCAGACGGUGCUGUCCACCCGACCACGCUGCGCUCCGAAGGUUCUUGUCGCAGUCGGAGGCAAGGCUGGACUUUUUGCCACGUUAGAAAGCAUGGAGAUGUACUUCCCGCAGACAGACUCGUGGAUCGGCCUCGCCCCGCUCAGCAUGGCCCGCUAUGAAUUCGGCGUUGCGGUUCUGGACCAGAAGGUGUACGUCCUGGGUGGAAUCGCCACACACAUUCACCAGGGGAUCAGCUACCGGCGACACGAGAGCAGCGUGGAGAGAUGGGACCCGGACAGCAACACCUGGUCCUCGGUGGAGCGCAUGGCGGAGUGCAGGAGCACGCUCGGGGUUGUGGUGUUGGCGGGAGAGCUCUAUGCACUCGGAGGCUACGAUGGUCAGUACUACCUCCAGUCGGUAGAGAAAUACGUACCCAAGGUGAAAGAGUGGCAGCCUGUCGCACCCAUGACCAAGUCGCGCAGUUGCUUCGCCACCGCGGUGCUGAACGGUAUGAUUUACGCUAUUGGAGGCUACGGUCCUGCUCACAUGAACAGUGUGGAGCGCUACGACCCGAGCAAAGAUUCCUGGGAGAUGGUGGCACCCAUGGCUAACAAAAGGAUCAACUUCGGUGUGGGAGUCAUGUUGGGGUUUAUAUUUGUCGUUGGUGGGCAUAACGGCGUGUCACAUUUAUCCAGCAUCGAAAGAUACGACCCUCACCAGAACCAGUGGACGGCAUGCCGACCCAUGAACGAACCCCGGACAGGGGUCGGCUCGGCCGUCGUGGACAACUGCCUGUACGUGGUGGGGGGUCAUUCCGGGUCGUCGUACCUGAACACGGUGCAGCGCUACGACCCCAUCUCGGACAGCUGGCUGGACUCCAGCGGCAUGAUGUACUGCCGCUGUAACUUCGGCCUCACUGCCCUUUGACACCUGGGGCAGUCGUAGGGGUACUUUAUUUCAAAAUGAUAAAAACUAACAAUGAUCGUUUGCAUUUCUUUUAUCUACACCCCGUUCACUUUUGGAACUGCGCUCCUCACAAGGUCGCCAGUCCAGGAAAAAGAGCGCGCCAUCCUUUUUCGGGCUUUAAAGCAGAAGCAGCAGCGGAGGAAGACGUUUUUUCCAUAAUGCGAGCAGAGAGACUUCGCCGAGGCUGGACGGGCUCUGCAGAGGACUAGGAGGUGCCGAGCGGCAGGAGACGGUUCUCCUGUGGCGUGGUGGCUGCGGUAAUGCCAUUCUCGCUCGUUUUAACCUGGCUACAGGUGCAGCUCUCGCACCUUCAACUUCUGUCCGUCUGCAGGUCCAGGCUUGAGGAUGAUGUGUAUGCAUGUCAUGGAAGAGAUGAUGUAUCUGUGUGUGUGUGUGUGUGUGUGUGUGUGUGUGUGUGUGUGUGUGUGCGCGCGCGCACGCGUAAGUAAGUGCAGAACAAGUGCUCGGGCUCGGGAAUAAAAUCACCGAGUUUGAAACAUCUGCAUCUAAAGUAGUGCUUCACAAAAAAGUGAAAGAAAAAAACAAACUAACUUUAUUCACACUUAAAAAGGGCUGCCUUUCUUUCAACAUGUACAAAGUUUGACUAAAGAAUAUAGAUUAUAUCCUCCAGUGCACUGCCUGUAAAUGUUACCUGCACUGGCUGGUGUGUGAAUGUGUGUGUGUGUAUGUGUGUGUGUGUAUACAUACAUAUAUUCAUGUUUCACUGCAGUCUUUUAAGAAUUCUUCCAAGUUCUACACUUCUAUUCCUCAGUAGCUGUAGAACAUUUUUGUUGUAAAUGUACUUAUUUUGUCAUGUCUUUAUUCCACACCUUUUCUCUUCUUCUCCACGUGUUGAAUGUGUCUUGUCUUUAUUUUAUUUUAUUUUUUUAACUAUUGCAGAGGUGGUGGAGUUAAAAGUAAAAAUCUACUGGUGCUAGUUAAUAAUUCAGGAUUUGUUUAUUUUGUCUGUCAUUUCACAAAAGCGUAUUUGAUAUAUGUUUUUUAUUUGCAUGUGUGUGUGUUUGUUUUUGUUGUUGUUUUUUUUCUUUCGUGUUAGUGUUACGUAAACAAAAAGUUGCUCCGUUAAGCCCUGUGCAAAACCGGCACUCGAACGAUUUACACCUCCGGAGACGCAGCGUUGUAAAGUAGUCGGAUCGUCCCACGGCGACGUCAUUGAGCACGGCUCGAACCGCUCACCGACUGAAGAUACGACCCGAGACCGAAUCCUGACUGACUUUAUUCGACAGAAUUCAAGGAUUAACCAGAUAUCAGGUCAGAACAGCGUCGAGUACAUUUCAGCAGCGUCUGUCUUAAUCAAUCGUAGUGAUUUUUUUCUUUUGCGUCCUGUUCGUUUCUCUAAACCAGAGGUUUCUCAAAAACUAGACUGAAAUCAAACACGUUUCUCACUGCUGCACGGACUUAUUUAUAUAAAUAAAUAAAAUGAAUAAAACUUCGCCCCACUCAGAGAUGAACCGCACAGCGCUCUCCGACUCCAGUGAAACGUUCCACAAUAAAACACAGAAUUUAAAGCUGCAAUAGGCAAUUUUUUUUAAACAUCAUAAUUUUAAUCAUAGUCACAAAUUAAUAUCUGUUAAACCCGGAUUCCAAUCCAUAAAGGCUUAUUCCUCCGUCACCUCCUCAGAUUAAUAACGAGGGAAAGUUCUCCACGUCAGAGUUCUAAGUGACGUCAUGACGUGCCACGCUAAUCAUUCUUUACCUCCAUCAGGUGAGCCAUGGUGAGCUUUCUAUCUUUUUUCUUCUUCUUUAAAGAAAUUUUCCCUAAAUGUGACGGGAGCACUCGGGUAUCCUGUAAAGAGCGUUUAUUGAGCCGGAAGUCGUUUUCCAAAAUCCAAAUUGGGUAGAAACACGAGUGUGAGCUCUGAUACGUCGCUAUAUAAACCCGUACUCGUGCAAGAGAGAGAGAAAGAGAGGGGUAUUUGCACAUGGGCGAGGUUACAAACGGGGCUCUGCAUUGCACUUUUUAAACACUUUGUGUUGUGUAUAUGUGUGUGUGUGUGUGUGUGGAUAUAAAAUACAUUUACGUUGAAGGCUUUUAUAUGAUGCAAUAAGACCGUUUCUUUUUUGUUGUUGUUCUUGAAAAAUGCUGCGCCUGAAAUAUGUGGCUUCUCUUUUUUUUUUUUUCAACACGAAUCGGACGAAGAAUCAGAUUUUUUCCGUUCCCCCUGUUGUUCAGAGCACUUACGCUGUUUUUUUUUCUUGUAUUCAUUAUUUUAUUUCUUCCACCGCAGCCGUGACCGUGACGUUUUUCGACGACCAAAGCAAACAGGCGUGGAAUUAAUUAAAAAAUCUUCUUUUUCAUUUUUUUUAAUGCCACCCUCUUUUCGUGCUGCCUCUGAUCAGUUUAGACGAAACAUCGACUGACUUUUACGAGGAAAGCAAAAGAAUCGUAAAGCACGCUCUUACAUCAGCAAUAAUUCUAUACAAGGUUCACGAGUAAUACGGAGUAAUCUGUUUUUUUCUGUAAAAAUCCUGCGUUGUUAUAAACUACGACAUCAAGGAAAAUAGUCAGGGCGGGUCUUUUUCCUUUUCUUUCUUACCUUUUCCUCCCCGUACGAUUAGCCUAACGAUCCAGAGUGUAGAGAGAAGCGAAAAUGAACUGCUAAUAAUAAAUGUACUAUUGAUGUCACGAUAACCUCAUUACAUUAUCGUUGUUUGUGCAUAGAUUAAAAAAAAAAGAUAAAAAAAAAAUGAAAACCCCAUCACGCUGGCGUGAUCUUGCGUGAUUUACCGCGCGUUUACGACGUCUCAUAAGUCAUGGUCUUGUUUGAUGCAUGCACUUCUUGAGCGAACUUUCUUCUAACGCUGCUUCUUUCUUUAGUUUGUCCGAUCUGUUACGGCUUCGGAACGGGAAUGCCGACGGCCAAAUAUGCAUCUCAUGUAAAUCUGAACACGUGAAACUGCAAAACGAAGGGAUGUUUGUUACGUGACGUUUCGUCGGUGUCGCUCUUAACUGUCUCGUCACCACUCUCACCAAAGUGCUUGUUUUAUGAGGAAAGCUGGAUGAAAUGAAGUGUGUGUGUGUGUGUGUGUGUGUGUGUGUGUAGGGUAUGGACUUGAUCCCAGUGACUAAAAAGCGUUGUGUGAAUCUGAUGUCAAUGUAAACCACCUGUUUUUCUCUCCUUUUUUGUGUUCUUUUCUUUGUUCUUUUUUUUGUCCAUGAGUCUCUGUCUGUUCUCUGAAGUGAGGUGAUUAUUUUGAUUUUUAAUUUUUUUUUUUAUGUACCUGUGGAUUGUUACUGGAAGUAAAAAAAGAUGGAACCUUAAUUAAUAGAGUGCAGUAUUUAUUUUUCAGUUUAGCAUCGAGAGAGAGAGAGAGAGAGAGGACGCGCACCUUUCUGCCAGUUUAUUUAGCCGUGUGGUGCAGUUGUACCGAAAAAAUAAACGCCUGCUUUGAGAGGCAAUCUAC